CUGUGAUUUAUGCAAAGUCUCUUAAUGUCCGAGAUACUGCGGUAGUUGAUUUGCAGCCAUUCAGUGUUAACAUUAAGAGGAAAACAAACCGAAAAUUGGACUUAUCAGCUAAAAACUAAUGAUCGUGUCGAGAUCCAGUGUGGUAGCUGCAUCUCCUGUUGAUGAUGACAAAGUUCUGUGUAUCAUCCGAGAUCUUGUGGACAGCCAUGGUGGCACAGCUGGGAAGCAGUCACUCAAUCUGCAGGCCUCAACUCCAGCUUGUCAAGCAGCCAGUGAUAUAGCCAGAGCAUGCGGCUACAAAGCCAACACUGUGUCGAUUCAUUAUGAACAACAGAGUGGAGGCAAUGAUGAUAUUUUACUGGAGAAGCUGGAAACUGAUGUGUUGCUAGGCACAGUAUGUUCAACAGGAGCCAGACGACACAAUUUUACAAUUCAUGAACUAGACGGCACAAUGCCUGAAAAGCUAGAUGAUGUGUCUACCACAUCUAAUGAUGCCAAGUGUUCAGUCAGUUUGCCAUCUCAACAGCCAGAGGACUCUGUUUAUUCCCACAAUGCUACAACAAAAUCAGAGACAGGAUAUCUUGGAUUGGUCAACCAGGCCAUGACAUGCUAUUUAAACAGUCUUCUGCAAACACUUUUUAUGACCCCUGAGUUUAGAAAUGCGCUAUACAGUUGGUCUUUCGAUGGCUCUGAAGAUGAAAAAGUGAAAAGUAUACCAUAUCAACUACAAAGACUCUUUUUACAGUUACAGACAAGUAAGAAAAGAGCUGUUGAAACCACAGAUUUGACUCGUAGUUUUGGUUGGGACAGCAGUGAAGUGUGGCAGCAGCAUGAUGUUCAAGAACUGUGUCGUGUGAUGUUUGAUGCUUUAGAACAAAAGUGGAAGAAUACAGUCCAAGCCAAUUUAAUCAAUCAGUUAUACCAAGGCAAAAUGAAAGAUUAUGUCAAAUGCCUCGAGUGUGGCUAUGAAAGUGCUCGUGUUGAUGCCUACCUGGAUAUCCCUUUGGUUAUUAGACCAUUUGGUUCUUCAGAAUCCUAUGGCAGUGUGAUUGAAGCGAUGAAUGCCUUUGUCCAGCCAGAAAUAUUAGAUGGUACCAACCAGUACUUUUGUGAGAAAUGUAAUAAGAAAUGUAAUGCUCACAAGGGUCUGAAGUUUGUUUUAUUCCCCUACCUUUUAACACUUCAGCUCAAGAGAUUUGAUUUUGACUAUACCACAAUGCAUAGGAUUAAGUUGAAUGACAAGAUGACAUUUCCUGAAAUUUUAGAUCUCAAUCAUUUUAUUACGUCCACCAGUCAUCAGUUGAACAAAGAUAUUGAAGGGGAAAUAGCAGAGGAGGACAAAACAGUAGUGUCCAAUGGUCAAGUGGACAGCAGUGAUGAGGGCAUUGAUGAAGGUAUAGAGAUAGAAAAUGGUUGUUCAGCUGCUUCCUCUGGCAGUGAUUCUUCCAGCAUAAGUGGCGAUGCAACAGCAAACAACACACGCAACUCUUAUUACUCCGGUGGAAAGGGUCCCCAUGUAUAUGAACUGUUCUCCAUAAUGAUUCACUCAGGAAGUGCUGCAGGGGGGCACUACUAUGCAUACAUUAAGUCUUUCAAAGAUGGUCAAUGGUAUAGUUUUAAUGAUCAACAAGUAUCUAAGAUAACAUAUGAUGAUAUCAGAAAAACAUAUGGUGGCUCCUCUAUGACAAGGGGAUUUUAUUCUUCUGCUUACACUAGCUCAACGAGUGCAUAUAUGUUGAUGUAUAGACAGAUUGACAAAACACAAAAUGCUGAUUUUAUGCAGCCUGAGGAUUUCCCUGACUUUCUGAAAGCGGAACUAAGGCACAUGAAAGAGAAGGAGGAAGCAGAGAGAAGACAAAGAGAGAUUGACAAGUCCACAUGCAAGAUUAAGCUGUAUUGUUUCCACCCACAAGACCAGCACAAGAUGGAGGUUAAGCUGGAGAUACAUAAAGACAAAACAUUAUUAGAAGCUACAGAGAUAGCCAGAGAGCUUUUCCACCUGGAAACAUUGGUCCCCUUGGACUGUUGUCGUCUGGUGAAGUAUGAUGAGUAUCAAGACUCUCUGGAGAAGUCCUUUGAAGGAGAAGAGUCAACCCUGAUCUCUCAUGUGCUGGGUGGAGUCAAGUCCAAUUAUACUUUUGAUUUGCUCUUGGAGACUAAGAAGUCUGACCAGGCCUUUAAUGAAUACAAACCAGGAGGUGUAACAGUCAAAGUGUUUGUUGUGAACAUUUUCUCCAGCAGCAUCCAUCCUCCCAUCAGUGUCCGAGCCUAUCAUGUGCAAACAGUUCAAGAAUUUAAGCAGCUUCUGGAACAGAUGCUGGGCUACCCUGCUGCUCAAAUGAGAUGUGUCCUGGAGAGAUUUCAUAAUGACUUGAGACCUCUAGUUGAACCUGCUAAGACCUUGAAGGCAGAAGGAUUCUACAAGUCCAAUAAGGUUUUCAUCGAGUGUUCAGGAGAUGUCCAAGACAACAGUCUACCCUACAGCCAGUCUAAACUGUGUCAGCUUCUGGACCAGUACCAAAACACUAUUCGUAUUACAUGUUGUUUACCUAGUCAUAAAUCUGUGCAAGAGUAUUUAUCAACUAUGAAGGAAGUGGUUAAGUCCCCUCACAAAGGGGAGGGUACCACCCCAUCCUACACUGUCAAACAACUUACAGCUCAUGUGCCCGCUGAUGGUGAUGAGGGAAUCAGUGAACAUGAUUCAGCUUUUUAUAGUGGGGCUACAAACUCUAAACAUUCUCUGUCUGGCCUUGACCCUGGCUCUAAUUUCUCAAUCAGCAGCUCAACAGCAACAGACACCCGUUAUGGUGCUGGAACAUUGACAAACCUUUCACAGGGAGAUGAUGUGAUUGCUUCUGCUUUUGACGAGGACGCAGAAGCUGGGGUGGAUAAGACUGAAACCCCUCGAUUGACCAGUGACUGUGAAUCUAGCAGUGGGAUAGGUGAUGACUGCAAAGCGCGAGACUCUGCUUCUGCCUCCUCCCGCCCACACUCUUCCUCACAUGAGCAGCUGACUGUGGACAUGGCCAAUGUCUGUUCCAAGCUGUCCAGCGCCUGCCUGACAAGCUCCAGGAGUGACCCGUCCAUCUAUCACACAUGCGCUGACCACAGUGAUGACUCCAUCCAGUGCCUGGGGUCUGGCCCAAGCACGGGGAGUCAGGAAGACACCAGCACGAGUGCGGAGUUCAACUUUAGCUGCUCUGGCCCUGACCCAGAGCCUAUCCUCUCCUCGCCAGAAGAUGGCUAUGGAUUUGAAGAGGACAAUGAGGAGGAAAAAGACAUUGACCUUUCUGGUGCUGUCAAUCCUCGUGGUUGCGGAUCUGGGAGGAGGAGUGGGAUCGUUAUUCAUGAUUUAGACUUGGGGCCCAUAAAUCACCGUUUUCAAACAAACUUUGAUGCCCAGUUCCCCAUGGGCCAGUGUGAUCCAGUAGAGGACUGGGACAGAGAUAUAUCUGCAGUCAAUCAGCAGGACAGUAUCAAAUCUAAACAUUCAUUCCCAUCUUCAUCUUUCCACCCCGAUGCUCAUUGGGGAUUUCCAUCUGCCAACAGUGAAAGCUUACAGCCCGGAGCUUCCGGGGAUUCAUCUCACCCACCGGAGGGAGAGGUGGGCGACAUUGACUUGAGGUUGCGAGGGCACCCUCCUCCACCACCACCACCACCACCUCCUCCUCCAACGCCACACCUGUACACAGAUCGACAUAACAAGACUGGCUCUUCUCAAGUGGUUAAGACGACUAAGAAUGAGGAAGAAGAGGAAGAGGUGAAGAGAUAUUUCUAUGCUGUGAUGUCAGAGUUUUCUGACUCUGAAGAAAGAAUAUUGACUGUUUCUGUUGACAAAAGAAUAACCCUUGGGUCUUUCAAGCAAUAUCUUCAACCAUAUGUUGGUGUUGUAUCUAAUUUUUUUAAGGUGUAUCGUGUUUAUUCUAAUAAUCAGGAAUUUGAAAGUGUACGCUUAUCUGAUACACUUUCAUUUUUUGAGGAUGGAAAGUUUAAUAUCAAGUUAGGACGUGCUCUUCAGCCUGGGGAACACAGAGUAAAAGUGUACCAGCUUUGUGUCAAUGAUCCAGAGCCAAGCAAAUUUCUCAUCGAAACAAUUUUCGCAAAAGGUAUGACUGUAUUGGAAUCCAAACUUCUGGUGUUGGAUGAAAUUAAAGAGCAGUGUGGCCUUGACAUUCCACUUGAAAGAUGUCGACUAAGGAAGAAGUCUUGGACUAAUCCUGGUACAGUUUAUCUGGACAGCCAUGUUUAUGAAAAUGAAAUCCCCAUUUAUCCCAAUUGGGAAAUUUUUUUGGAAAUUUUAGAUAGUCCAGAAGAGCUAAAAGAAACAUCACAUCUGGCUAUAUAUGUUCGCCAAUGGCAUCCGUCCACACAUCAGAUUGAUCCAUUCCUUGAAGUUGUUUUGAAACACCAGUCUGUGGAAGAGCUGAAACAAAAGAUUUCUGCUUUGAGUGGAAUUCCUAUUGAAAAUGUUGAAUUUGCAAAGGGUAAAGGUACUUUCCCUUGUGAGGUGUCGGUGCUGGAGAUACACACUGACUUGGAAUGGAACCCCCAUGUCACAACACUCAACAUGUGGCCCCUGUAUAUCUGUGAUGAUGGCCAUGUCAUUUAUUUCAGGAAUAGCCGAGAAGAGCUGAUUGAGUUAUCAGAGGAGAAAAAGAAAGAAAUUCACCAAAAAGAAAACAGAUCCUCUCGACAAAAUCACAGAUUAUCCUGUUCCCCUCGUAAAGAACGAGCCCUGAAAAUCUACACAGAUGAAGACAGUCAUCCUAGCCGAAACACUCUUGAAUUGGACUAGACAUUUAGUAGUGAUAUAUAUUUAUUUAUAUAUACACUUUGUCUCAAUGCAGGCAUCUAGUACUUGUUUUUUUUUUUGUUUUUUUGUUUUUUAACUUUGACAUUCAAGUGAAACAGAUUUUAUUUGUUGAACUUUGACCUUUGCUGUUUGAAAAGAUGAUUUAAACAAAAAAUCAUAGAAACUUGUCAUAAUGAAGACUGGAUUUUAAUAAUGCCCCAGACCCCUAUAAUUUUCCUGAUCUUUGUUUUUUAUUGAUGUCUGACAAAUAUGAUGAUGAUGAUGUGAGAUUGUUUUAAAAAUAAACUUGUUGUGCACACAAAAGAUGCACUGGUUAAACCAUACUUGUUGUGCACACACAAGUUGCACUGGUUGAUCUAGUGUUCUUGAAUAUUGUUAACUGGCAGUUUUGUUUGCUCCACUCUAGGCAGUCAACCUACAACGGUGUGAAAACCUAUUUAACAACGUAACUUUAUUAUAUGCUGUGUGAGAUUUGUUGGGCUAUAAUCUCUCCUCACAGCUUAUACACUCAUAUAGUCUUUAUGAACACAAACAUCCAUCACAUCAUGGGAUGGAAUUGUGUAUUGCAUAUGUAGAUCAGAACUGUAAGUGUGAAUUAUUUUUGUAAGUGUAUAUUAGCAGAAUGUAGAUAAUUUGAAAGAUUGGAAUUUCUCAUGUUUUUAUAUAUAUAUAUAUAUAAAUAUCUGAAACAGAUUUUGCCACUUCCGUUAUCAUUCUGAGUAACUGAUUUUUAGAAGAUUUAAAAAAAAGGAAGAGUGCUGAAUAUCUAUCUCUUGUUUUAAAUAAACAUCUGAAACAUUUCCAUAAACAAAGAUUUACAUUUGGAUUUUACUUCUGGAAUUGAAAGUUUUUUUUUAGCAUAUAAUUCAGUAGAGGUACACCGAGAAAUCUUUUAAAAAAAAAAAAGUUUUGUGUAUGCCAUUCUUUUUUUUUAAAUUAAUGAAUAAGUUUGUAUUGCUGCCAGUGUAACUGCUGGAUGAAAUAUUAAUGUAGCUGUAAUCCUAUAUAUAUAUAUAUAUAUAUAGAGAGAGAGAGAAUGUUGAUUGUGUAAGAUGCCUGAAAUGAUUGGUGACUAGUUACAGGAGACUGAGGCUGCCAUGAAAUGUUUUGUGUAUGUAUAGUCUGUUUUUUGUUUGUUUCUGUUGUAGGUGUAAGAUUUGUGAAUGUUGAAAUGAACUGUUUUAAAAUAAAAGUAUUUCAGUACAACUUAAAGGAAUGGAAAGUUCAUCAUUUUCACUGGCCAAUAGGACUGCUUUAGUUCCACACUUCAAUUUCCCCAAUUAGGUCAUCUGAAGCUUAUUGAACUCACUUCAGUCCAAGCUUACGAAUCAGGGCAGAAAAUUCUUUAGUUUCCGUGUAUCUAACAGGAUGUUCAGAUUGAAAGCUGAAUGCAUAAUCUCUUUGCCACAGCCCUCCCCAUGACUAGUACAUUUCUCUUGUACUACUACAAAUGCCCUAUUUAAGCAGCAUGGCCAGCACAGUUUGGAGAGAGGGAGUUUUCAACAAACUCUUCAGUUUUGGAGGUUACUUUUUUUGUUCUGAUGCUUUUAUACAUCCAAUGGGAAUGACAACUUUAGAAAAGGAAUUGAGCUGGUUUCAUGGAUACAAUGAAAUAUAUUUUUCUUUCUUUAUUUCUGCUUGGUUGUGCUGUUUGUGCGCUGGACUGCUGUUAGGUUCAUACCCUGCCCACCGCCAUAUCCUUGUUGUCCUGUAAGAGGUUUGGAUAGGAAGUAGAUUAUUGUCAGCUCUGAAGGAACAUCCAAAACUUGUCAAACAUUUCACUAACAUUUUUUCUCCUUCUGAAUUAAGAACUAGUAUGAGUGCUCUUUUCUAUUUCCAACAUGAAGUCAGUACUGAAUUGAUCUAAGUAAUAAAAAUACUUUUUUUUUUUUCUUUACUAUUCUAUGUGGAUACUUACUUAGACUUAGACUUAGGUCCUCCCGCGCCGUUCGGCGCAUUGGGCGGCAAGCUGUCUCCAUAAUGAUCUGUCACUGGCAAUGUCUGAAGCCUCUUCCCAUCUGGUGUCCACUGUUCUGAGGUCCUCCAUGAAGGUGUGUCGCCAGGUAAUACGAGGACGUCCCUGUUUGCGCUUUCCUCGUUUUGGCUUCCAUGUUAUCGCAACUCUUGGUGUGCGUAAUUCAUUUUGACGUAGAACAUGUCCCGCAAACCUCAUGCGACGCUCAGUCACAACCUCACUAAGUGUUCGACUCCCAGUUCGGCAAAGGAUUUCCUUGUUUGAGAUCCGGUCUGUGUAACUGACUCCCAAAAUCCGUCUCAGCCAUCUCUGUUGAGCCACAUUUAGUCUUUUCUCAAUUUUGACAGAUGACUUCCACGUCUCACAUGCAUAUGUAGCAGUUGGAAUGACGAUUGUGUUGAGAAGGUGUAUUUUUGUCUCGAGUCCAAUGGCUUGGCUAGUCCAAAUAGGCUGCAGCCUUUGGAAAAUGCUCCCUGCCUUUCCUAUUCGGCAUGCUACAUCAUGGUAAGCAUCUCCAUCAUUUGUUAUGAUGCUGCCAAGGUACGUGAACUUGUCCAGCUCUUCAAGCUUUGACUCGCCAAGUCUGACGGGGACACCCUUUGCCUUAUAUCCCACUCGCAUAAUUUUAGUCUUAUCCAAGUUUAUGCGGAGGCCAAUUUUGGGUGCCUCUCUGUCUAGGCUCUCCGUCAUUUCUUGAAUGCAUUUAUUUGUAGCCCCGAGUAGUGCAACAUCAUCAGCAAAGUCCAAGUCCGUCAAUCGGAGUUGUUCAUGCCAUGGAAUACCAAAGGCAGUCUGGUUCAUUGCUCUCCUCAUUAUGUAGUCGAUGGCUAGGAGGAAAAGGAAGGGAGAUAAGAUGCACCUGAUAAGAUAAACCUGUCUCGAUUGUAAAAAACUCUGUUGUUCCCUCUUCUGUUUUAAUGCAGCAACUAGACUGACUGUAAAGGUGUCGUAGGAUCUGGACGAAUUUUUCUGGUAUACCGUAUUCUCUAACUAUUUUCCAUAGUGAUUCUCGGUGGACACUAUCAAACGCUUUUUUGAAGUCCACGAAACUGAUCGUUAGCCGUUGUUGGUACUCAAAACUUUGUUCUAUGAUAUUUCGUAAAACGAAAAUCUGCUCUGUACAUGAUCUGCCUCUUCGGAAACCUGCUUGUUCUUCUCUGAGCCUUUCAUCUACAGACUGUUGAAGCCGUCUCAACAAAACAGUGCUGAAAACUUUGCCUGGGACAGAGAGGAGAGUAAUGCCCCUCCAGUUGUUACAGUCUGCCAAGUUGCCCUUUUUUGGAAGCUUUACAAUCACUCCCUUUUGCCAGUCCUCUGGGACUUUUGAAGUUCGCCAACAGAGAUUUAAGAGAUCAGUCAUUCUGUUAACAAUGCACUGUCCCCCAUAUUUUAGCAUUUCUGCUGAUAUCAUGUCUAGUCCUGGUGCUUUGUUAUUCUUUAGCACUGCAAUGGCCAUGGUAACCUCCUCAGCAGUUAUUGGGUCUGUCUUGACCUUGAGAUCAUUGUCUGGAGAGGGGUCCUUGAAUAUGUAAGUUAUGUCUGGCGACAGUUGGUUAAGGGUCUCUUUAAAGUGCUCUACCCAUCUUGCAUCCUGUUCUUCUUUCGUUAACAAAGUUUUGCCUUGCUUGUCUUUUAUUGGUGCCCCAUGUCCACUCUUUGCUCCAGUGAGAUCUCGGACAAUACGAUGGAGGGUUUUUGUGUCAUUUCUGCUUGCAGCUGCUUGUGCCUCUUGUCCCUUCUGCUCAAUCCAGUCCCGUUUAUCUUGCCGACAGCUUCUCUUUACUUUCAGAUCUGCUUCCCUAUAGGCUUCUUCCGCUAGGCUGCGAUCCUGUGUUUCAUUUUUCUGAUCUCGUCUACGUUUGGCCUCUUUCCUCUCAUCUAUCAAUUUCCAUGUUCUGUCUUGUAUCCACCGUUCCUUGUAUGAACCUCGCCUCCUUCCGAUAACUUCUUCUGCGCACCCAAUAGUGGUAUCUUUGAAGUUGGCCCACUCUUCUUCAAGGGUCAAUAUAUCUGCAAGAGCCUCAAAGCGGUUCGUUAGUUUCAAUUGGAACUGUGCUGCAGUAUUGCCGUCUUUAAGCUUCUCUACAUUAAAUGGGCGGGGUCGUGUGGCUCGUUUUGGUUGGCGUUUCAAUCGGAGCUUACAUUUGCCACUGACAAGGUAGUGGUCUGAGCCGAUAUCAGCUCCUCUGCGGGUCCGCACGUCUAACAGAGAUGACCUCCAUCGUUUGGAGAUGCAAAUGUAAUCUAUCUCGUUGAAGGUUUCCCCAUUUGGUGAUCGCCAUGUUUUUUUGUGUAUUUGUUUGUGCUUAAAAUAUGUGUUUCCAAUUGAAAGGCUGUUGGAUGCGCAGAGAGAAAUCAAACGCUCGCCAUUAUCACUGAUGUUUUCUGCAGAGCCAUAUGGUCCCAUUACAUAUUCAAAGCCAGUUCGGUUGGGAUUGAUUUUGGCGUUAAAAUCUCCCAUCAGUAGAAUUAGGUCGUGAGUAGGUGUUUCAUCAAGAGUGGUUUGUAGUUGAUUAUAGAACUGAUCUUUGAUGGUAUCUUCUGCAUCCUCUGUAGGGGCAUAAGCUUGGAUGGUAGUGACUUUAAUUUGCUUUGUUUGGAGUCGAGCUGUAAUGAUGCGGUCACUGAUCGGCUUCCAAGCAAUUAGCGCUGAAGCUGCUAUUUUAGACAUGAUGAUUCCUACACCACCAAUGUGCUCCUUGUCAUGUCCUGAAUAUAUUAUUGUCUUGCCAUCAUUGAUAAUUUUUCCACUUGACGUCCACCGCAUCUCGCAGAUCCCAAGGAUGUCCAGCCGAUAAGAGUCAAACUCUCUUAAAAGUUGGGCCAGUUUACCGCAUUGAUUCAGGGUUCUUACAUUCCACGUGCCUAUAAGAGUCGGUUUCCUUGCGUUGAAAGGCUUGCCAUGUAUCGGGUAUUGGACUUCCAGUUGGCUUUGAUCCAACACCGUCAUCAGGGUUUGGCCGCCCUCGCCGCAUGCAUAGUUUUCAUUAUGUGUCGAGUUUGCCGUUUCUGUAGCAAUAGUGGUUUUACAGGGUGGGGUCGCUAGCCCCACGCCAAACCCUCCUCCUUUCUCACCCGGGCUUGGGACCGGCAUACGGCGGAGUUCUAUGUGGAUACACACACACAUUUUUAAUGAAAAUCUCACCAGUUAGCUCUUCAUUGUAAAUUGAUAUUUAAAAAUACUUAUAAUUAUUUUUUCAUCUAAGCUGAAUUUUGUUACAUUAUUGAGCUACAUUUUAAAUGUAGUAAAAUACAUUCUAUGAACAGUUUGUAGUGGAUAGGUUUACUUUUCUUACAUUGAAUCCUGUUGGUUAAAGAUGGCUGUUUUGUGUAGAGACAAACUUUUGAAAUUCAUAUUGAGAUGAAGCUGUUUUUGUUUCAUAGUUAUACCAUCCAGAACAUACUGAAUGCUAAAUGGAGAAAUGUUUGAUGCUUAUCAAGACAUUUUGUUAGGGAACCACUGAAGUGGGUUCUUUUUUUUGUGUAGUCAAUGCAACUUGUCAAUGUCAGUCAGAAUAAGUUUGUGGUGCAGGUGAAGACCAUUGCUCUUGUCAUGUGAACUAUGUAAACUUAUGUAAAGCUUAGUAAAAUGUUGAUCAAAUAGACAAGUGGAAUUGAACAGAAUAAAUAAUUCAGGCUAUAUUUCUAUCAAGCUUUUUAAUGACUGAUAUGGAACUGCAUUCCUCAUUAAUCUUUGGACUCAAAGACAAGUCUUAUUAUUAUUGAAUUAGAUGUCAGGAUUUGUAGAAUUGAUAUGACUAUCUCUGAAAACCUAAUCUCAGCACUGAGACAGUAUACAACUUAUUGACCUUAGCCUGUCAUUCUCAUCUCACCCAGUCCAGGCUACAACCAACAAAAACAAGCAUCCAACCAAAACUAUUACAGGGAGUUGUUCACUAUUUUAUUCUAUGGUUUGUUUUAACCCACCAAAAAAAAAAAAGACAACAGUUUGAGAAUGAUUGCCUCUUGAAGUUGUGUCUUGAUGCUGAAAACAAACUACAAACUUAGAAGUGCCGUUUGUAUUUACUUUGCAUUGUUUUGUUUUUCUUUGUACACAAGUUAGUUCCACCUUUGUCUUUCACUGGCAUGCUUGAGCUGUAACCUUGUACCAUUCAGACAACCUUAACAUUCUUAAGCUUCUUAAACAAUUAUUUUUUGUACAUAACAAAACAUGAAUCAGUUUUUUAAAAUACUAAUUAGCCAAUUAAUUAGUUGGCUGAUAUCGAAAAAGGGAAACAACUUAUACAUUAUUGAGAUAUAUAGCAGUAAUGAGAGUUAUUCCCCUUAGAUAAGCUGUUUAUUUUUAAUUUUUUUUUAAAGAAUUUUAUAGAUUAUUUUUCUUUUUUUUACUAGUACUCUAGUUCCCAUUGAGACCUCGAUGUUACUUGGUUCACUAUAUGGCCAACAGACAAACUCAUGUCAAUUACAUUUUGAACUCAGAGCUUAAGGAAUAAAAAACAUAACGACUCAACCCCAUUUUUCGGCAAAGCGCUCUUACACUUAACCACCACUUCCCUUACACUUAACCACCACUUCCGAGCAGAUAUUAUCUGCAGGUUUAAAUUUUGAAACUGAAUUUAUUCUUUAAAGUUGACGCCACUUAUGAAAAUUAGCGUAUGCGUUGUAUUCACUGACCAUGAAAGUACCGAGACACUGCAUUGUAUUCACUGACCAUGAAAGUGCCGAGACACUGCAUUGUAUUCACUGACCAUGAAAGUACCGAGACACUUCAUUGUAUUCAUAACUCAUACAUUGGUAAUAAUUGACACUAUAAACUUGACAUACAAGGAUAAAGUGGAAAGUGCUGUCUAUUCUCAAGACGAGCAGACAUUUGAGAACUGACUAGUCGAGCAAUGUCUUGAUCAGUCAGCCGUGUAGUGUGUUGUUCAGUCAGCCAUGUAGUGUCUUGUUCGUGUUACACUCUUAGCACUUGGUAACACUGAUUCAGCAGUGCUUUUAUCUUAGUCAUCUUUGAUGAUAUUGUUUGCUGAGCGCGUCCUACAAAGUUCAUACCAACACAUUAUACUAUUUUGUUCUUUGGUGAACAUUGGAUUUCUGAGUGCAUCGGAAUAGCGAGCAAUCCAAGUGUUGACUGUACUGGUGGUGUCCUUAGGAUUCGGUGGCACAGAAAUGAUGGCAGACUGAAUGCGUUGUGGAUGUUGAAAUUGUACUGUCCUAGGUGUGUGUGUAGAGCUGCUGUGAGUUCUUGGAGCUGUUCACACGAGCUUUAUAUAUGCGUGUGUGUGAUAGUUGGCUUUAUUUCCCAUGUCGUGUUAUUUUUUUCCCUUGCCAACUGCGAUGAUUAUAAUGACAUCAAAAACAUUAAAGAAUGCUAAAACUUUGA
Molecule: messenger RNA, 12132 nt
Organism: Biomphalaria glabrata
Lineage: Eukaryota; Metazoa; Mollusca; Gastropoda; Planorbidae
Product: ubiquitin carboxyl-terminal hydrolase 47-like
Exons: 34
Coding region: 119-4795 (1558 amino acids)
Biological process (GO): protein deubiquitination
Cellular component (GO): nucleus; cytosol
Molecular function (GO): cysteine-type endopeptidase activity; cysteine-type deubiquitinase activity
Source: RefSeq, a predicted model, not a curated record